AUGGCGACGGCAAGCAAGGCCAACGACGACAGGCAGAUGGAGCUUGCAGAAGCAGCGUACCAUGCAGCAGAGGACAACAAUCACUCACGACGGGCAGAGACGGCCAAGGCUGCAUACAAGGCCCACCGUGAGGCUCAGGACCUCUGUGCAGCCGACAAGUGGCUCUGUCGGGCGCUCUCGGCCAUGGAAUUUGCCGACGGCGUGGAGAGCGAUGCCGAGUACGAGCAACUGCUCCGCGAGGCAUGCGAGAUCAAGUGCCAGCUGCAGCAGCCCAACAUGGCCCGCAUCCUUCUAGAGCAACUGCUGCGAGUCGAGGACAUCCGCGGCUCGUGCCCGCAUGCCUCGUACCUUCCGCUCGCUCGCAUUCGCGCAAACAUCGGCCGCCACGCUGACGCCGUCGACCUGCUCGACCGCGCUCUGGCAGAGCUCGAGCCGCUCGUUGCCGCAGGCUCGUCCCCGCCGCAGGCUCUAGUGGAGCUCCUCUGCACCCGCGCCGUUGUCAACGGCAAACUCGGCGAUGUUGAUGCCGGCCUCGCCGACAUCUCCCGUGCCAAAGCCCUUGUCCCGUCCGGGCCGCCCAUGUUUAACGUCCUUGACGCCGCUGGGCGCAUGUACGCCGCCGCCGGGCUCAUAGACGAAGCGGUCGCCCAGAUGGAUGUUCUUAUUGCUGGUCUCAACCAGGCUCGCUCUAUGGGCGUCCUAGCCGCUCUCGCUACAUCGGCCAGCUUCCUCGCCGAGGUCGGCCGCGCCUCGGCCCUCAUCCUUCGCCAGCUCGUGUAUAUGGAGCAUAUGGAGCAACUGCUCGGCCCAACACAUCCGGUCCUCGAAGAUCUGCGCAGCAUGGAGCGGCCCGACGCCUCGGACGCCUCGGACGCCUCGGACACCUCGGACGUCUCGGACGCCUCGGACACCUCGUGCACCUCGUCCGGCACGGGCUCCGGCUCAGACUCGGACGAUGCCCAUGGCAACAGCAGCAGUAGUAGAUGUGCCCCGUCGACCCUGCCGCCCGGCGAUGACGCUUCGCUCGAGCCGUCCGCCGAUCACGCCAACAUCCUGGCCCGCAUCCACGCCGCCGCCGCCGCCGCCGACGCGCUCGUCCGCGCUGCAGAGGCUACAUCGCCUGGCUCGCCCAGUUCGCCGCGUGCCGACCAACUCGGCACCCGCAUCUACGGCCGUCCGAUGCAAUUUAAGCCCAGCGUCACGAGCCCGUGA
This is a messenger RNA of Thecamonas trahens ATCC 50062, 1212 nucleotides long. RefSeq lists its product as uncharacterized. NCBI's taxonomy places the organism in Eukaryota, Apusomonadida, Apusomonadidae. The transcript is spliced from 2 exons. The coding region runs from base 1 to 1212 and encodes 403 amino acids. Gene Ontology annotation, molecular function: protein binding. The record is from RefSeq and is a predicted model, not a curated record.